Messenger RNA from Chenopodium quinoa (quinoa), 5076 nucleotides. RefSeq names its product heterogeneous nuclear ribonucleoprotein Q-like. The record is from RefSeq and is a predicted model, not a curated record. Gene Ontology annotation, molecular function: mRNA binding. The transcript is spliced from 11 exons. NCBI's taxonomy places the organism in Eukaryota, Viridiplantae, Streptophyta, Magnoliopsida, Caryophyllales, Amaranthaceae. Bases 131 to 2497 code for a protein of 788 amino acids. Gene Ontology annotation, cellular component: nucleus.
GCAUUGACUAAGAAUUACCCUUCCUUCCAAAGUCCAGAAAACCCGACCUUUCUAGGGUUUCAACUUUAAUUAAUAACAAAAAAUUGUCGGUCUGUUUUUACGCCAAUCAAUCCGAUAGACCCUCAGAAUUAUGAGGACUCGAAACGCAAAUACCCCAAAAACGCCGGCAUCACAAAAGAAGCCACCGUCGGCGAAGAAGUCCGCUGUCAAAACGCCUACUCCUCCUUCUCUACCGGUGGAUUCCACGCCGGAGACGUCGACACCAAAAUCUACGGCUUCUCGAAACCCCGAACCCCAGACUACUCCUUCUACCGCCGACCUCAACCCCGAACCUGCAGCUGAAAAUGCUGUUGUAUCACCAACUAACAAAGGUACUACAAAGAAGGUGACAAAGAGAAUAGUGAAGAAGAGGGUGAUCAGACCCAAGACUCCUGCUUCAGCUAAAGAUGGCACAUCAGCGUCCGUGAAGACAGGUGAGGCUGGCGAUAGCAAUGUUGAUGUCACGGAUUCCACAGAUGCAAAGGCUGUAAAUCUUUCAAAAUCUGAAGAAUUUGUUAUGAAGGAUUUAAAAUUAGAGGAGCUAGUUACUGAUAAGGUUCCAGAUGGUGGAGAACCCCACGAUAAGGGCAAAGAAAAAAUGGAUGGAAUAGAGUCACCUGUUGUGGCUAUUGAGGAUGUAUCUUCUGCUGGAAAUGAGGAUACAAGUGAGCCCAAAGAGGAUAAGGAUGAUGAAUCAAAACAAGACGAGGCUGCUGAUCCCGACAAACAAGCAAAAGACAAUCUAGAAAAACUAGUACGUGAUAAGUCAGAUAGCAUGGAUGAUGAUCAAAAGAAAGAGAAUGUAAAUGUUCACGAUAUGCUAAAGAAUAGGGACAGUGACAAAAUGGAUAAGACAGAUGAACAGGCUGCUGAAUCAAAACAAGACGAGGCUUGUGCUACUGGGGGAAUCGAGGAGUAUGGUGAUGAGGAGGGUUUUGUGGAGCCUGGGGAUGAGGACCUUCAGGAGGAUGACGAGCCUGAGACUGGGGAUGAAAUGAAGGCACUGGAAGUGGAGCACAAGGAAUUGGCAGCCGCAGCCAAGGAGCGCAAGGUCAAGAAAGAACUUGAGAUUUUUGUUGGUGGGCUGGAUCGCGAAGUUAUUGAAGAUGAUGUGAAGAAGACUUUUGAGAAAGUUGGAGAGGUGGUUGAAGUUAGACUGUUGAAGGAUACUUUGACAAACAAGAACAGGGGCUUUGCAUUUGUGAGGUUUGCGACUAAAGACCAAGCUAAGCGGGCGUUAUCAGAAAUGAAAAAUCCUGUUAUACGUGGUAAGCGAUGUGGGACUGCACCUAAUGAGGACAAUGACACCUUAUUCCUUGGUAAUGUCUGCAAUACGUGGACUAAGGAAGCGAUAAAACAGAAGCUGAAAGAUUAUAGUGUUGAAGGUGUUGAGAACAUUACCCUUGUCCAAGACCCUCGCCAUGAGGGUUUAAGCCGUGGAUUCUGUUUUAUUCAGUUUGCUUGCCAUGCUGAUGCAAUGUUUGCUUAUAAGAGGCUUCAGAAGCCAGAUGCUAUAUUUGGCCACACUGAGAGGACUGCUAAGGUUGCUUUUGCUGAGCCGCUUCAAGAGCCCGAUCCUGAGGUGAUGGCUAAGGUUAAAUCAGUUUUUGUAGAUGGGCUUCCUCCUCACUGGGAUGAGGACCGUGUUAGGAAGCAUUUCAAAGUUUAUGGUGAGAUUGAACGUAUUACGCUGGCUCGCAAUAUGUCAUCUGCUAAGCGUAAAGAUUUCGGUUUUGUUGAUUUCACUGCUCAUGAGUCUGCCAUUGCUUGCAUAGAGGAUGUGAAUAGUAAGGAGUUAGUUGAUGGAAACUCAAAGACAAAAGUAAGAGCAAGGCUUUCCAAUCCAUUGCCUAAAACUCAAGCUGUUAAGGGAGGAAUGUGCGGUGGUUUUCGAAUUGGCCGACCUAGUGGAAGGAGCUUUGGGCGUGCAGCACCUGCAUUAAAUCGGCCUAAUUUUCAGUAUGGCAGACCCUCUCGUGGUCAGUUCAAUGAGCCUGUUGGACCUUAUGGGCGAAGAGUUCCUUACAGAGCUGGGCAUAUGGCACCUGGAGUUGGCCCUGCUGGAAGACCUAAUUUUGGGGGACCUAGGGACAUUGGUCGUGGACUUGCAAGACCUGUUCCUUCACGGAGAGAGCCUUUCCAACUUGACGAUGGUGGCUAUUCAAGACCUUAUAUGGGUAGGCAAUAUGAUGAUCCAUAUGUUUAUGAUGACAACCAUGGUUUAAAGCGCCCAUUUUAUAUGACUGACCAAGAUCCUGCAUAUAUGGAGCCAAGUCGAAUUCGUCCUCGUUUUGACUAUUCUGGUUCAGGUCGUGGUACUCACUUCAGAGAUACUUAUGGAGCUGGCAGUAGUUUCUAUUCAAGUGGCUAUUAUGGUCCUGAUUAUGGUGCACGACCCCACUCUUCUUUCAAUAGUCGGGAUCGUCCUUAUGGAGGAGGUCAUGGCUAUUACUAUUAGUUGAAGUUAGCAGCAAGGUGUUGGCUAUGGCUGAUUGAUGGAUUAGAGGCUUGCUGUUGGGGACCUGUUGUUUCUUACUUCCUUCUACCCUACUCCACCCCUUUAACUAAUUACUCCAUCUUUUCCCUUUCAAUCCAUAUAUUUUCUCCAUCACCCGCUUCUUGGUGUAGUUGUUUGUUUGUGACAUCACUUCUGUAUCAUAAGCUGGGUUUAUCUGAUCUAGGCUAGGUGUAUUUGUUCCUUUGAAGGCUCUGGACUAGAUUCGUUACCAAAUAGCAUGAAGGAGGAGCUGAUAGAUAAUGGCCUUGAGUGGCAGUUUGCAGUUUGAGGAUAAUAAAGUUGCCUUGUGGUUUACAUACGUGGUGACUGAAAUUAUCAUUUAUUAACUUUCUGGAUCUGCUAUCGCAACUUGGAGUAUGUUGAAGAGUGAAUUGUGGAAAAGGUUUCUAGUUAAUGAUGUUAUCAUACUUAUUUGAAAGAAAUGUUAGAAGCUCAGCUUCUCAUGCAUUUGGGAUUUCUAUGGAAUAAAUCUGACGAAUGUUUUGGCUGGAAAGAGUGGGUGCAAAACUUGUGCCAGUGCUAAAGUAAUGCUUUGUGGAUCCUAGUCUUAUAACUUUUGAAUGUAUCAAUCUCGAAUUCGGAUUUAUUUUGCUAUCUGACCUUUUGGUCAUGCAGCUGUUACCCUUUCCUUUUUUUUUUGGUUGUUGGCUGUUAUGUAUGGAAUUGAAUAUGGGUUGUCUUCCUUUCAAGAGUUUAUUGUUUCAAGAGAAUUGAUGACCAUUUGGGUCUGCCAGCCUUUGAUCUUACAUAAUGAGGGUUUUUCUAAGGAGAUGGGAUUUUGCAUGGUGAGUUAUUGACAGAUUGUGAAGAUGCUUGGAUGGAGUUGAUUAGUUUCUUGCUGAGGUGGGUAGUGUUCUAUCUUUGGUGGGUUAUUAUACCUUUGUGAGGUGUUGUGGGUUAUGGACAGUUUGCUAAGUGUGUUUUGUACCUAGGAAAAACCAUUUUUUUUUUUUUGGAUUUGCUAUAACUUGGUUAUUAUAGGGAGGUGAUAUUUUCUUAAAAGCAGUUUUUAUACUUUAGGUGCUUUCUUGGGCGUUACUGGUCAGUUCUUCUCAUGUUUAUAUGUGCUGCGUUUAUUAUAUGCCUUUUUUUCCCUAUAUGUUUGACAUCUUUGCCUGAAGCUUUCUGAGUUUGGGAUGCUAUGAAGAGAACAUUUUUUGCUGGUAACACGAAUUGGGUUGCUCUAUUUUAUCAAAAUGUUAAACAGAGAUCUACAGAAUGGCAUACAGAGAAAUAAUGUAGUGUUUUGUUAGUGAAGGAAUUCGCUAUUUUAAGGUUUCAUCUUUUUUGAUAGUGUAGAUUUGCAAAGAUGUAGUUCACCAAUUUUCUUGGAUUCAAGAGUUCAUCUUUUGGCAGUGCAAGCUCUAUGUGAUUGCUGCUUUAUUUUUGGCAGUUAAGGAGUUCAGUAAUAUCGGAAUUUCUAAUCUGUGAGAAGUUUUCAUAGCUAUUAAGGUAGGUUAUGUUUUCUAAGCCAUGGAUUUGUGUUCUUGAGGUUUUGACUUGAUAAGCUGUUCUUCAUUUUUGGAGCUAGGAUUUGGUAGUUCAGCUUUUGGUAUCCUUUAUUGAUGACUGCAUUUCAUUGGCAUGCUUUCCUGGUAUCAAGCAGUGUCUAAAAGUAUAGUUACUGUAGUUGGUUGUAGUUCUGAUGAAGAGAUUCAAUAACACCAAAGUGAGCUGUUGUUUUUUAUUUGGAAGUGAUUAGCUUCUAUCUAGUGCAACAGUUAAAAUACAUUAAACAUGUUAAGUUUGACUAGUAAUUAUUUAUGUAUACUGGUGAGGUAACAGGCAAUCAGUUCCAUUUCUUAUAUUGUCAAUCAUGGAAGUGGCAGGUCUUAGAUGAGUUGCAUCUUUUUUAUUUUGAUGGACUUUGUCUUGUGAGGUUUUUGGUUGCUCAUCUUUGGCUGCUAUUGUUCAUAUGUUUAAAACCCCUCUUGUUCUUCACACUCAUAAUUGUGCUCUGAAAUGGUGUCACAUGCCGUGUAUCUUGGAAGUUGGUAGUCCUUGUAAGUGCUGAACAUGUAUUUUCAUGUCUAUCUCCUGUAACAUAUUUUUUCUUCCAUAUCAUCAUUCUUGGUAUUUUUCCUGUUAUCGGGGAUAACAAAAAUGUAAAUUUGGAGAAGUUGACCUUGAAAGGAAAUUUUGGAUUGUGGAUCCACACCUUUUGUGGCCUGUUUUGUAUACUUUGUUUGGGUCUUUGAGUGCCACUGAUGAGAUGUGGUAAAUAGCCUUUAGCAAAUGGUGUCGUCUUUACCUUGUUCUUAGACAUGAAUUGUUCUGUGUUCUUGGAGAGGUAAGAUAGAGUAGCAAUACAGAGUAUUUUAGAAAGAUUAAUUUUAAAAGGCUAGUGAUGUGGGUUCAUGUUUUGGGUUUCACGGUUUCAUUCAAAAAGCUAUACAAAUAGCAAUACAGAGAGUAUAAGGAUUGUGUUUCCUGAUAUAGGGAUCAAAUACAGUAUUAUUUAUCAAUUUUCAAUUCUGGUCACUGGUCAAGUUGACGAUAGUUGUUCCAACAAUUUUCAA